This is a messenger RNA of Aplysia californica (California sea hare), 1129 nucleotides long. RefSeq names its product FMRFamide receptor-like. The coding region runs from base 80 to 1129 and encodes 349 amino acids. The record is from RefSeq and is a predicted model, not a curated record. Gene Ontology annotation, biological process: G protein-coupled receptor signaling pathway. Gene Ontology annotation, cellular component: plasma membrane. Lineage: Eukaryota; Metazoa; Mollusca; Gastropoda; Aplysiida; Aplysiidae. Gene Ontology annotation, molecular function: G protein-coupled receptor activity. The transcript has a single exon.
CCCUUGUGCUUAUAAGCGACCAAAUACAGUACUUUUCAUCCCAUUCCCAGCUAAUGCUCCUGCUACAAAACCUUGGAGAAUGUCCGCAGCAACCACGACUAUGAGCCCCUGGGACCAGGCGGCGGCCGAUUACAGUAACCUGAGCGCCACCCACACCCCAGCACAGCGAGGAGACGACGACUCGGAGCUACUUAUCGACGCCAUAGAGCUGGUCAUCAACUGUUUCCUCAUCCACAUCAUCGCCGCUGUGGGCUCCGCCUGUAACAUCAUCACCGUGCUGGUCCUGCUCAAAGCCGGCACCUCGGACACCAACACGAUCAUCCUUCUGUCUCUGGCGGUCUGUGACCUCGUCUUUCUCCUCACACUCAUGGUCCGGAAGAUGGACUGCGUCAUUGCCAGGUUUGACCCAGUGAGCGCGGUGAACUACCUGGCAUAUAUGACCGUCUACGUCACCGCGGCGUCCCGGAUGGCUAUGCUGAUCUCGUCAGGUCAUAUUGUCGUUAUAUCUGUGGAGCGAUUCAUCGCUGUCAUGUUCCCGUUCAAGGCGAAGACUCUGUGCUCUCGUGGCCGUGUGCUGGCCGUGGUGUUGGGCCAGUAUGUCGCUAUGCUCAUCUCCGGGGGCCCUAUCCUCGGCUACUGCACUCUUGAAUGGUCGUUCGACGCAAAGCUAAAUGUCACUGUCGCCACAGCUCAAUACUCAAAGUUUUACCUAGAUCACUUCGACGGUUUGCAGUUCUUCAACUCAAUAGGCCUCGGAAUUGUGCGAGGGUCUGUGUCUUACCUCAUCGUCAUCAUUUGCUGCGGAGCUGUGGUCUAUCGGCUGCGACAAGUGAGCGUGCAGAGACUUGGUAUGGCGGCAAAGCCAGGUCGCCAGGUGGACGUGAAGGUAUCGCGCAUGCUCCUGGCGGUGUGUGUGGUGUUUGUCAUCACCAAUGUGGCCACGUUUGCCGUGUUUCUCUAUUCUUACCAGACAGAGGAAGCCAACUUGAUCAGCCGUCUCUUCUAUUUUCUCAUCAACAUAGAAGAAGCCCUGUUUGCCCUGAAUUCCAGCGCUAAUUUUUUCAUCUAUAUUUUUAUGUCGAGUAAGUUUUACAAAACUUUUUGGUCACUUUUCUCUUGUGCGAGUUAG